Messenger RNA from Pestalotiopsis fici W106-1, 1581 nucleotides. RefSeq names its product ATP-dependent rRNA helicase rrp3. The transcript has 2 exons. Lineage: Eukaryota; Fungi; Ascomycota; Sordariomycetes; Amphisphaeriales; Sporocadaceae. The coding region runs from base 1 to 1581 and encodes 526 amino acids. The record is from RefSeq and is a predicted model, not a curated record. Gene Ontology annotation, molecular function: RNA helicase activity; ATP binding; nucleic acid binding.
AUGCUGUCAACGAAGCGAAGAAAGCUGUCGCAUCCAGCUUCCGGCCCCGCCAAAUCCAAGGGCACUGGUCAGAAGCCACUCCCGCAAAAGCAAAGACGACAAGAACAGAUCGAGCAAGAAGAAGAUAGUGAUGACGAUAGCUCUAUUGCUAGCGAUCCUAGCGAGGCGAACGAUUCUGAUUCCGACAGCGCUGGCGAGGAGGACAAACAUGCUAGCGAUCGUGAGAACGACCAAGCCGACAGUGCAAAGGAGACCGGCUCCAGCGAAGGAGCAGUGGAAGAUGCCGACGAGAAACUACCCGAGACCUUCAAAGAUCUGGGAAUUGUGGAUCAAUUGUGCGAAGCUUGCGAUGCUCUUGGUUACAAGAAGCCUACCCCCAUUCAGGCGAAAUCGAUUCCCCUGGCCCUUCAGAACCGUGACUUGAUCGGUCUUGCCGAGACUGGCAGUGGAAAGACCGCCGCAUUCGCCCUGCCUAUUCUUCAAGCACUUCUCGAGAAACCUCAACCACUAUUUGGCCUUGUACUAGCUCCUACAAGAGAGUUGGCUCACCAGAUCGGACAAUCAUUCGAGGCCCUGGGAAGCAUCAUUUCGCUCCGCGUUGCCGUCAUUGUCGGUGGCCUCGACAUGGUGCCCCAAUCAAUCGCUCUUGGCAAGAAACCUCACAUCGUUGUCGCAACGCCUGGACGACUAUUUGAUCACCUUGAAAAGACAAAGGGGUUCUCACUACGUGCCAUCAAGUACUUGGUCAUGGAUGAAGCCGAUAGAUUGCUGGAUAUGGACUUUGGACCGAUCAUCGAGAAAAUUCUCAAGUGUCUUCCUCGCGAGCGUAGGACUUUCCUCUUUUCCGCCACCAUAUCAUCAAAGGUUGAAAGUCUUCAGCGGGCGGCCUUGCGUGACCCCCUUCGUGUCAGCAUUAGCAGUCACGACCACCAGGUUGUCUCGACGCUCAUUCAAAACUACGUCUUUAUCCCACUAGCACAAAAGGACGUAUACUUGAUUUAUCUGUGUAAUGAAUUUGCUGGCCGAACAAUCAUCGUGUUCGCUCGUACCAUUGUCGACACACAGCGUAUCUCUAUCCUCCUGCGCACACUCGGUUUUGGUGCGAUUCCACUUCAUGGUCAGCUCUCUCAAUCGGCUCGACUGGGUGCCCUUAACAAGUUCAAGGCUGGAUCAAGAGAAAUUCUCGUCGCCACUGAUGUUGCUGCCCGAGGUCUGGAUAUCAAAGGCGUUGAUUUGGUUUUGAACUACGAUCUGCCGCAAGACUCAAAGACAUAUGUGCACAGAGUUGGUCGAACCGCUCGUGCUGGUAAGAGCGGACGUGCCAUCAACCUGGUUACACAAUACGAUCUCGAAAUCUACCUGAGAAUUGAGCAUUUCCUUGGCAAAAAACUGGUUGAGUAUGAGGUCGACAAGGCAGAAGUCAUGAUCUUCAAGCCUCGCGUUGAAGAAGCACAACGACACGCCAAGAUGGAGGUGAAGAACUUGAUUAAUGAUCGAGGUAGAAAGGGAGCCGUGCUCAAGGGCAAGUACAUUAAGGGUGGUAGAAGGAAACGAGAUCACAUGGAUGCUGAAGAGGGCUAG